Pseudomyrmex gracilis is the source of this 1099-nucleotide messenger RNA. RefSeq names its product mediator of RNA polymerase II transcription subunit 7 (gene MED7). Gene Ontology annotation, cellular component: mediator complex; core mediator complex. Lineage: Eukaryota; Metazoa; Arthropoda; Insecta; Hymenoptera; Formicidae. Gene Ontology annotation, biological process: regulation of transcription by RNA polymerase II. Gene Ontology annotation, molecular function: transcription coregulator activity. The record is from RefSeq and is a predicted model, not a curated record. The transcript has 3 exons. Bases 314 to 997 code for a protein of 227 amino acids.
GGCUGCGAGUGAGCGGCUGCCUUCACGUAUGUUGUUUUGCUUUGGUUGGAUGAGGUGUGGUGUACCUGUCAUCCACAGACCUUUGAGAGCGUGAUACGGAAGAAUCGUUGAUCCUUUUGGAAAUCGAUUCGGAGAAUAGAGACGCGAUAUAGAAUCGUUUGUUGAUUAAUAUCAGAGAGAUACGAGUAAUUUUGAUUGGGGGGAGGUCUGCAUAAACAAAACUUAACCUAAUUUCGUCGCACGUGUGUUGUUGCCUCGUUGUUGACGAGUCGAAUUAUCGUUCGCUUGCACCGUCUACGCCAACAUCGGAAACAUGACAGCUCCCGAGGCGAUACAAGUCAGUUCUCUGCCGCUGCCGCCCGUUCAAUACAUCAAUUUGUACACGGACGAGAAUGUACGCCGUGGAAGAGCUCCACGACCACCUCCGCCGAUUCACGAUAGCUACUCGAUGUUCGGCAACGUGUUCAACGCGGACGACACGAUAAUCAGACCGUUGGAGGCUCAGGGAAUCAAGCGGCUCUACCCGCAACAUUUUGAUCGUCGACGCGAACUCAAGAAACUCAAUCACUCCUUGCUUGUGAAUUUCCUGGACUUGAUAGAUUUGCUUGUCCAAUGUCCGGACAGUCCGCGACGUGCGGAAAAAGUUGAAGAUUUAAGUUUACUGUUUAUCCACAUUCAUCAUUUGUUGAAUGAAUUUCGACCACACCAAGCCAGAGAAACGUUAAGAGUUAUGAUGGAAUUGCAGCGUAGACAACGUCUCGAAACAGCACUGCGUUUUCAGAAACAUCUUGAAAAAGUUCAAGAGAUACUGCAACACGCCUUACAAAUGCUGCCGGAUACUUCGGAAUUAGAUUCCAAGCUCGCAAUAAACACAGACGCUAUGGAAUCUGUGGAUAACAUGGGCUUUGAACAGCAAACUCCGGAUCCGUGCAGUCCAAGCGAUCGGAUUAUGUGCAAAGUGAUAGACGACAUGAUUUCUUCGAACGGAAUGUUUUGAGAAAUGAGACUAUUCUAUAUAUGCUUUUGUUAUCGGCUUAACAAAAAAUUAUUGCUAUUUGUAAUUUAUCUAAUUUAUAAUAUAUAAAUAAUGAGAAGACCA